This is a messenger RNA of Lasiosphaeria miniovina, 946 nucleotides long. RefSeq names its product NADP-dependent oxidoreductase domain-containing protein. The record is from RefSeq and is a predicted model, not a curated record. NCBI's taxonomy places the organism in Eukaryota, Fungi, Ascomycota, Sordariomycetes, Sordariales, Lasiosphaeriaceae. The transcript has 2 exons. The coding region runs from base 380 to 946 and encodes 188 amino acids.
UCUUGGGAAGAAUAAAUCUGCCAAGGAAGCCUUUGCCGGGUGUUUCUCGGAGGGAGAUAGGCCUCGGGAGUUUUUAUACCGAGGCUCUAAGAGCUACCGCAUCUAUUCCCAGCAUUUGCAAGGCUUGCGUAUCACUAGCAAUGUGAUGGAAUGCGGAGUGGCGGCCUCAUGGUCCCUGGUGAUAAAGUGAUGUUAUGGUAACUCCAUGUGUCUUUUGGGGAUGAAAAGCCGCCUCUUUAGGGGAGCUCUAAGUGUUGAUCAUAGUAGAUUUAGCCGUUCGUUGUGUUGCUUUUCUUUUUGGGACUUUGUUUUGUCGUCGUUACAGCAGUAGUCCCCGAGCCUUUCCUCCCCCCCGAGCAAGAUCUUUCUUCCUUUCGCCAUGUCGAUCCCCGCCGGCAUCCAGGAGUCGCUGAAGAACACGAAACGCAAGUACCACCAGAUGGGCACGAACGGCCUACGUGUCUCGGUGCCCAUCUUCGGAUGCGGCGACCUCGGGGAUCCCAGGAUAAUCAGCUGGGCAAUCCAGGAAGACGAAGAACUCCCGCUGCUCAAAGCCGCCUAUGACAGGGGGCUUAACAUGUGGGACACGUCCAACAUCUACUCGCACGGCGCCUCCGGGACGCUCAUCGGCAAGGCCAUCAAGAACCGAGCGGCCAUCUUCAACCAGGCCUCCGCCUCGCUCGCGCGCCUCGACACGUCGUACAUCGACCUGCUCCAGAUCCACCGCUUCGACACAACAACCCUCAUCGAGGAGAAGCGCGGCUGGCCCAUGAGCCAUGUGCCGCUGGCGUGGCUCAACAAGCGGCUCACCAGCCCGGUUGUCGGCUUCAGCUCGAUCGCGAGGAUGGAUGAGCUUCUCGAGUCGGGGGGCAAGGUCCUGACGGACAGAGAGGAGAAUUAUCUCAAGGAACUGUAUCUCCCCAAGGCUAUUAGGGGUCAUGUGUAG